This is a messenger RNA of Hymenoscyphus albidus, 4762 nucleotides long. The record is from the annotation of a GenBank genome assembly. NCBI's taxonomy places the organism in Eukaryota, Fungi, Ascomycota, Leotiomycetes, Helotiales, Helotiaceae.
AACACCUCAACCAUCCAUCGCUCUCCACCCCACGAACCUCCUCCUAUCCAUCGAUCCUCCCCUGGCAAGCCUUCAUUGAGUCUGCGCGACGAAUUCUACGAAUAGCUUUUCUAUUUUUCAGCCAUCUCCUGCGCCAUACACCUACCUGUCCUUCCCUGGCCCUCGAGAGCGUCGCGUGGUCCUCAUCUGCCCCUUUGCGCUCGUACACAUACUGGCCCACCGCCGUUGCUUUCAAAUGCCCGCCACUGCUUAUUGAAUUGCACACAAGAGAUGAGGGUUGGCUGGCGGAGGAAGAGGUAGAUUGAUCUUUGUGCCAUAAUGUCUGGCGGUGCAAGUUUCGCGCAGUUUUUCCCCUCUGCCCCUAGGGCCGCCAAGGACAAAGCAAAAGAGCGAGAGAAGGUCAAAUCGCAGAUUCAGGAAUCUCCUAAAUCAAGAGCUGCGAAUUCUCAAGCCGCCCUUUCGAAUUCACUCGCAUUCAGCGACGAUGCUGGCCUCACCCCUUGUGGCGGCAGUGAGAACAAGAUAUCUCCCUCAGAAGUUACGGCUUCCCAGGCAGACGACAACGAAUUGCUCCAAGACGAUCUCCUCCUCAAUGGUGUUGGUUCUGCAAGCUCGCAUGCUAGCACAGUAUCAUCUGUUUUCAGUGCACCGGCGCCACCCUCCAAUAUGUCUGCAGGCGGCUCAAAGAAUAUGAGCAGUUUGACUCCUUUAACGAACAUCGAUUCCUCUCCAAAUCGGAUCACAAGCCCUCACAAUAAUAAAUCUGGUAUCCCAUCAAGCGGGAUCACUGCAGAUAUCACCACCGCCCCCCAUGACGUCCCACAAGCGCAUCCCUCUCUGGCAGAGCCAGCAGAGCCAGAACCUUCAACUCCCCGAAUUUUCGCUCGAGACCCGAAGAGUAGCAUAAAGGGCAACAAAUGUAUAUACGAUCCCUUGAUCGACAAAACAAUAUCAUCCUCGAAGAACAAAAAGCCGAAAGUACUUUAUAAGGAGUUUGGUUUGGUACGUAUACAAUCUGCGGGGAGCGUCAUCUUGUUUGUGUGAAUGUCUAGCUAAUGGCUUUGCAGGAAGAAGAUGACGCUCCCCCCGCGGAUCCGAGAUUGGCAAAGGGCGGAAUAUUGGGUUAUAUUAACACCAAUUUUCAUAUGCCAAAGUCGCAACUGCUUCACGCCCCGGAGCUUCUGCGACCAUACAAAUACGAUCCGAAAACUUCUCUCGGUCCAGGUCCUCCUACCCAGGUAGUGGUCAUGGGUUUCGAUCCACUGUAUAAUUUCUCCCUUGUGACCGCAUAUUUCUCGAGUUUUGGCGAAAUUGCUGAGAGUAGUAAUAAACUUCACCCCGAGACUGGCAGCUGCUUGGGAUUUGGAAUAUUUCGGUAUAGGGAUAAAGCAGUCAAGGGAGGCCUUCCUAUUUCUGCGACACAGGCUGCCAGACUGGCAGUAGGGAAGGGUAAUGGUUCGCGCAUGGGUACAAAGAACAUCAAGGUUUCUUUCGAUCCCGAUGGAAGGAAGAGUCGACGUAUGCUGGAAGACGCUCUCAAGCAGUCUAAAUCAGAAUCUGAUUCAGCAGCUCCACCACUUCUAGCAGCCAAGCCUGCAGAGGUUAUCAAAUCCUCCGGACCACCACCCACUGCCCCCAAAGGACCAGCGGCCUAUCGGUCAGGAGCUGGUCGGCUACCAUAUGUGCCCAUACCUACCAAGCCAAGAGCACAGCAGAUGCUCGAAGAUGACCAGCCUCUAUCACUCAAGUUAGAUAGAGAGCCGUAUAUCUUCAUAUCUAAAGAAUCUGUGCCGUUGAUUCCUGCAACCAUACCACAUCUUAAGAAGCGACUGAAGAACUAUUCCGAACCUGAUGUUAAACUCGACCGAUAUGGCUACUACGUCAUUUUCUCAAACGGCUCAUAUGGCAGAUCGCAGUGUGAGAAAUGUUAUCGAGAAGUGAACGGAUGUCCCCUUUUUACGUAUGAAAUGAUGAUGAAGAUGUAUCCUUACGGGACCAACGGACCUCGAACUCUUGCGCAAGGUUCUUCUGACCAAUAUCGGAGACGGAGUCGAAGCCCUGCCCGUCGGGAUCUGGAACUUCGAGAAAAGCAGGAUGCACUUCAACGUGAAAGGGAAGAAGCGGCGGACUUGGAGGAGGAGCGGAAAGAGCGCGCCCGAAAUUUUGACCCAUCCAAAGAAGCUAUGGAUGUUAUUCGGAGGGCGAUGAAAGACCAACUCCUGAAAAAUAUCCGAGCCAAGCAUGCUGGACCGAUAUUGCACGAGUAUAUGGAUCCGGCAAAUCACGCCCAUAAAAGACAAAAAUACAACAUACAAGAUCCUAAGGAUCUGAAGAUGUCAUUAAUCCACGAGGAAGAUGGUCUGGAAAACAGUCCUGUUGGUACGCCGAACUCCCGUGCUGAAGCCUUUGAGCGCCGAGCUCUAGGAUCUAAAGUCAAUCUGAGUGCUUUGGGACGCAUUAGAAUGGCCAAAUCCAGCAAGAGGUCCAACGUAGGUUUCAAGGACCCAUUCGGGAGAAAUCGACCAGAAUCCAAAAAGCCUAUCGUGCGGCCGUUGGCACAUCGUUGGAUUGAAGAAGAUGAUUCUGACGAUGAGGUUGAAGACCGCUCUCGAGCCCUCUACACAGAGGAGCCUGACUCACGUUCCCGAAGCAGAAUGAGCACUGACGACGAGUCUUCUGAUGGUGAUGAUACCGAUAUGAUGGUGGAAAGAGACAGGUUCAAGGAAGGGUCUGGAUCAGUUGAUACCCGUGAUGAAGAUUCGGCAAGCGAAGCGGCUUUUGUUGUUGGGGAUUCUGUUGUCCCUACAAAGAAACGCAAGUUUGAUUUACAGGUCGAGGCAGCGUUGAAGCGGCAAAAGAAAACUGACGAAGAGCUCUUUGGUGUUGACGCUGGUAAAAUCGAUCGAGAAUUUCCCCUUUCUGCAUCGCCUGUCGAUGAGGAUACUCCUAUGCCUGAUAUCGACGGAGUCGUGAAAACCGAGAAAGAGAUUGCCUUUGAACUGAAGCAAAAGAAGGCAAAGAAGAAGUCUAAAAAGCAAAUCUUUGAGGAGCGCGAGGCAAUGAAAGAGGCCCUGAAAAGGCAACGAGAAGGAAUUUACAUGGAGGAACUUCUCCAGCCGCAAAGCGAGCCUUCCCGCCAUGGUGAGCAUAACGAAGAAGAUGUCAUUGAGACUGCACCUGUGGAGACUUCUGUUGAAUGGGGAAUGUCCGCCAAUGCCCCCAAGCCAACCGUGGAAGACACUUUCGACAACAUUUUGGAUCUUGAUGGGCUCCAGAGGAUGCUCAGAGACGACGAAGACGACCCAGCGGCUUUGGCUGCGUUUAAUCGUAAAGCGAAAUCCCAAUUACGUAUGCGUAGCGUGAGUACCUGGACUUGGCAGCAGGAACAAAUGAAAGCUCUCAACCGCAAUGGGCAAAAGGGACCAGUUAAAACUGAAACCGUUGUUGAAGGAUAUUAUGUUCCUAACAAAACUGGUUGUGCUAGGACAGAAGGAUACCAGAAGAUCUUAAAUUCUGAAAAAUCCAAGUACCUUCCACAUCGUAUCAAGGUACAGAAGGCUCGAGAAGAGCGAGAGGCCCAAGCUUCGAAGGCCGGCAAAGAUAUUGCUGCUGAAAUGGCAGAAGCGGCUAGGAUCGCCGCAGAAAAGUUGCAAGCCAAAGGCAAUUCUCGAGCUAGUCGUGUCAACAAUCGCCGCUUCGUCGCAGGUCUUGAGGAUCAGAAAAAGACCUUAGGAGGGGAUUCGGACGUUCUAUCAUUCAAUCAACUCAAAAAGCGAAAGAAGCCGGUGAAAUUUGCUCGAUCCGCGAUCCACAAUUGGGGACUCUACGCUAUGGAGAACAUUGCAAUCAACGACAUGAUCAUUGAAUAUGUUGGAGAGAAGGUUCGCCAACAGGUUGCUGAUCUCCGAGAAACCAGAUAUCUCAAAAGUGGUAUCGGGAGCAGUUACCUCUUCCGGAUCGAUGAAAACACCGUUGUGGAUGCCACCAAAAAAGGUGGGAUUGCUAGGUUUAUCAAUCACAGCUGCAUGCCCAAUUGCACAGCGAAGAUUAUCACGGUUGAAAAGAGCAAGCGGAUUGUCAUCUAUGCACUUCGUGAUAUUGCAAUGAGUAAGUUACCGUUCCUUCACUUCUGAUCCCAAAACUAACACUAUGUAGAUGAGGAGCUCACUUAUGAUUACAAAUUCGAGCGUGAGAUUGGUAGCACGGAUCGUAUUCCCUGUCUCUGUGGAACAGUGGCGUGUAAAGGUUUCCUCAAUUAAUUUUUUCUUACAUUCACUCGUCUGGGCGCACCUUUUAUGUACAGGCGCCUUGAUGCUCGACAAAGAGUUCUUUUUUUACUUCUUCUUCUUCUUCUUCUUCUUCUCCUGGAGUUGUGCUGCAUUGCAAAGCGCACGGUAUUUGAUUUUUUCCAAGCAAUGCAUUCAGAGGUGGUUGGUUUGGGCAAGGGGCAAAAAAAGCUGUACUUUUUCAACCGAGUUCCCUUUUUUUCUGGCGUUUGAUAUUUGACAUUUACUGAUGGUCGGGAAUGGUAAUGGAAGGGGGCAGAAUGUGUACUGCUUCAUCAGCGGGUUGGGACGAUGAGAUAAACGGAAGGGAGGGUGGGCGUGGAAGGAGUGGAGCUUUGUACGUGUAAGAUAGAGAGUGAAGUGAGCCUUGAUUCAGGCGCGAGCCGACUGACAUGGGGGAUCUGAAAGUUUGCGUGGACGUCCGAGGUGGGUAGAUAGGUAGUCCCACGAAGGGAGAGAUGAAUAGAUCUUUUCCG